AUGAGCGAUAAGGAAGAAAUAUCAACCAAGGCGACGCCUCAAGCUUCACGACCGGGGUCGAGGGCGAUGUCACCGACGCCUUCAGCAGCCACGCUGGCAGUGCCAACGGCACUUCCUUCUGAGGCGCCUCCUCCGACGGUGGAAAAGCCCAUAACGCGCUCAUCAUCCCCUUCUGGCUUGCCGAUCGAACUCGAAUGCAAAUCUCGCACUCAGCUAGGCAGGGUGGAGACCCUGAAAACGAUGAUCGACCAUCUUCCGGAGACGGUCAUGGAGACUUCCCUCGACGAGGUGAAGGCCUACAUGGAGCAAGUCGACGAGGUGCACAAAGCGUUUCAAAAGGAACACUCGUACUUAGAGGUAACGUGGCCCAAGGGCCACUUCACACAUGAUUAUUUCGUCGACAAGUGGUACGAGCACGAAAUGUGCGCCGUGUUCGAGCUGCGACGCAGGUUGAACAAACUGAAGGCUGCUCUGAACAAGGAGGCCACAAUGGCCGCCACCACCAGCAGCAACGCUACUGCCACUCGUCGUCCGACGAAACUGCCGGAACUUACGCUGCCGACAUUUCCCGGCCAUUACGAGGCGUGGCCUGCAUUUAGCGAUUUGUUCGAAUCCAUUAUUAUCAAUAAUGCAGAGAUUUCGCAAGUGGAAAAACUCCACUACCUGCGCUCGUGCCUCCGAGGUGAUACUAUCAAAGUUAUUUUUCAAUUGCCUUCCAAAGGAGACUCCUUCCCGAUAGCUUGGGCCAAAAUGAAGCACCGCUUCGAAAACAAACGAGUAAUUAUUCAAUCGCUGCUCGAUAAAAUAUUUACAGCUCCGCCAAUGCACGAACGGACAGCGGUGGCACUCCACAACGUGGCUUCAAGUCUGAGGGAUCUCAACGACUCCCUCAGGGCACUGGCAACGUCAGAGGAGUUGUGGAAUUGCGCGUUAGUACACCGUGCAUCGCGCAAUUUAGACAAAGCGACACAAGAAGCCUGGGAAACUUCCCGUGGCACUUCUGCUGAAUUUCCGAAGCCCGAGCAGCUAGAACGAUAA
This is a messenger RNA of Osmia bicornis bicornis, 1038 nucleotides long. RefSeq lists its product as uncharacterized. The transcript has a single exon. NCBI's taxonomy places the organism in Eukaryota, Metazoa, Arthropoda, Insecta, Hymenoptera, Megachilidae. Bases 1 to 1038 code for a protein of 345 amino acids. The record is from RefSeq and is a predicted model, not a curated record.